This is a messenger RNA of Fukomys damarensis (Damara mole-rat), 2167 nucleotides long. RefSeq names its product sperm associated antigen 4 (gene Spag4). Gene Ontology annotation, molecular function: protein-membrane adaptor activity. NCBI's taxonomy places the organism in Eukaryota, Metazoa, Chordata, Mammalia, Rodentia, Bathyergidae. Gene Ontology annotation, cellular component: nuclear envelope; meiotic nuclear membrane microtubule tethering complex. Gene Ontology annotation, biological process: nuclear envelope organization. The record is from RefSeq and is a predicted model, not a curated record. Bases 178 to 1548 code for a protein of 456 amino acids. The transcript has 12 exons.
UGACGGUGGCUGCCAGGCGCAGACAGGGAGGGAAGUUGGAGUCCAGCCACGCGGACAGCGGGUUCAGGCUGGGGUCCGUGGGCACCGCGGCGCGCAGCGGCUGGGGAGGGUCUAGGGUCGAGUGGCUGUGUGGCUUCGUGGCAACUUGGCGUCCUUGAAGCGUGUCUGUGGGUCAGGAUGCGGCGAAGCGCCCGCCCCGGCUCAGCUGCGUCCCCACCCGAGAACCUGCCCAACUUCUACAGCGAGAACAGCAACAGCUCAGACAGCGUCUCUUCAGGGGACUGCAGCGGGUACCGGUCUCCAGGGCCAGGGCCCGGGGAGCCUGAGGGCAGAAAGACCCGGGGCUCGAGCUGCGGAGAGCCCGCCUUGCGCCCGGGACUGCCUGGAGGAACCUCAUGGCCUGGAAGCCCUCGCCAGGAGCCUGCGCCUCGGAGCCACAACAGAGAGACCGCGUGUGGCGCGGCAACCGUGAGGGGCGGGGCCUCGGAACCGGCUGCGUCUCCCGCAGUCUCUGAGGAACAGGGGAGCCUUCUCUCGACUCUGGAUCUGAGGCAGCAGAUGCCUGCCCCGCGGGCGACCGAGAGCUUCCUGAGCCGCCUCUUCCAGGUGCUGAAAGUGCUGUUGGCCCUGGUCCGAGACGUGCUGCUGGGUGUGUGCAGGUCAGAGGGAUCGCGGAGGCGCCCCGGGCGCUGCGUGGGCGGGUCUAGGCCAGGCGAGAGCGGAGAGGUCUGCUCUGUCCGCUUCCUGUUCACUGCGUCGCUGCUGAGCGUCUUUCUGGCCGCACUCUCUUGGGGGCUCCUGCAUCUGCUUCCUCCUUUGGAGAAUGAAUUUAAGGAGAUGCUGACUCCCAGCGCGUACCACGAGCGCGUGCGUUUCCACGGCCAGCAACUGCAGCACCUUCAGGAUGAGCUGAAUAAACUCCGCAAGGAGGUGGCCCGCGUUCGCGCAGCCCACAGUGAGAGAGUGGCCAAGCUCGUGUUGCAGCAGCUGAAUGAGGACUUCGUGCAGAAACCAGACUAUGCCCUGAGCUCUGUGGGAGCCUCCAUUGACCUAGAGAAGACAUCCCGGGACUACGAGGACACCAAUAGGGCCUACUUCUGGAAUCGCUUCAGCUUCUGGAACUAUGCGCGGCCACCUACGGUCAUCCUGGAGCCAGAUGUGUUCCCUGGAAAUUGCUGGGCUUUUGAGGGCGAUCAGGGCCAGGUGGUGAUCCGGUUGGCAGGCCACGUGCAGCUGAGCGACAUCACCCUGCAGCAUCCACCGCCCAGUGUGGCACACACCGGGGAUGCCAGCAGUGCCCCACAAGACUUUGCAGUCUUUGGUCUCCAGGACGAUGAGACUGAAGUUUUCUUGGGAAAAUUCACUUUUGACGUGAAGAGAUCUGCACUUCAGACUUUCCACCUACAGAACGACCCUCCAUCUGCCUUUCCCAAGGUGAAGAUCCAGAUUCUAAGCAACUGGGGGCACCCACGUUUCACAUGCUUGUAUCGAGUUCGUGCCCAUGGUUCACAAAUCUCAGAGAAGGGAGAGGACAGUGCCAGUGUUUAAUCCCCAUUAAACAUGCUGAUGGUUGAAGUAGAAUUGAACUUUAUGCUGAAGGAAGCUGGAUCAGCACUGGGAAGUGCUCUGCUGGGAGAGCUUUGGCUGCCUAUGGCAUAUAAGUAUGGCAGGGUCUACGCCUCUUCUUGAAUAAGUCCAUAUUAAUACAGUAGCAGCAUUGAUGUUUACGAAAUACUUAACAUAUGUAAGAGACAAUGCUGUGGAUAACCUGCACUAGAAAUUACUAACUUAAUCCUCACAACCACACAGAAGGAAGUGCUCAGGUCCCACAGCUCACGAAGGGUAGUGGCAGAAUGGGAUGCAGAGCUGUCCUCCUCCAGGGAUCACUCUAACAGUAGAGCUUCCAGGGAGCUUCCCCUAAUGUUGAGAUUGCUAGGUGUGGGUGAAGGGAAAAUUCUGGGACCUCUGGAAAGCUUCUUAGUCACAAGAGUUGAUCCAAGCCUGGUAGCCUUUACACAGGGUUCUUUACUAAGACUUCAGGAGGCAGAUAAGGGAAAGAUGCUGCUCAAAGAAACAGGCCAAUUCAUUUACAGAUCCAAGAAUCUUUAAAAUUCAAACAUGGACUUCAGAGUAAAAACAAACAAACAAACAAACAAACAAACAAAAA